CCCCGAAACAGCUAAUCGCCUAAUCACAUCCACUGGGACCACACUUCCAUUUCCUCUCAAAGACUCGAAAACGGAGAAACCGUAGGGCUGAAGAUUCCACCGGAAACUACCUUCUUUCAGAUCUUCCAGGCACAUGUGUCUCCUCCUGGUUGCCUUUUACAAUUGGGGAACACAAGUUACAAUUUUAAUUAAGUGAGAAAUCAAGGAUGCGGAAGUGGCUGUGUUGCACCUGCCAAGUAGAGGAAUCCUACGCGUCUCAUGAAAGUGAGGCACUAAAAGGCCCUGCAAAUGAUGCUGAUGGGUAUGAAAGAGGCACGAAGGUAGCAAUUCCUGUCAAGACUGAAGUGCAAAAAGCAAUACCAUCAAUCGAGGUGCCAGAGUUGUCUCUGGAUGAACUGAAAGAGCAAACUGAAAAUUUUGGAUCAAAGGCUUUAAUUGGUGAAGGAUCUUAUGGAAGAGUGUACUUUGCAAAUCUAAAUGAUGGUAAAUCUGUAGCUGUGAAAAAGCUAGAUGUUUCAUCUGAACAAGAUUCAAAUGCUGAGUUCCUGACUCAGGUUUCUAUGGUUUCAAAGUUGAAGCAUGAAAAUCUCGUUGAAUUGCUUGGUUACUGCGUGGAAGGCAAUCUCCGUAUUUUAGCUUAUGAGUUUGCAACCAUGGGGUCUCUACAUGAUAUACUACAUGGAAGGAAGGGAGUACAAGGGGCACAGCCUGGCCCUACGCUUGACUGGACACAGCGAGUAAGGAUUGCUGUUGAUGCUGCAAGGGGACUUGAAUAUUUGCAUGAGAAGGUCCAACCACCUGUAAUACACCGGGAUAUCAGAUCUAGCAAUGUCCUUCUGUUUGAAGAAUUUAAAGCAAAGAUUGCAGAUUUUAACCUUUCAAAUCAAGCUCCUGAUAUGGCUGCCAGGCUUCAUUCUACUCGAGUUCUGGGAACAUUUGGUUAUCAUGCACCAGAGUAUGCAAUGACUGGUCAGUUGACGCAGAAGAGUGAUGUAUAUAGCUUUGGGGUGGUUUUGCUUGAACUUUUGACUGGAAGGAAACCUGUAGACCAUACCAUGCCGCGUGGACAGCAGUCGCUUGUGACAUGGGCCACUCCUAGGUUGAGUGAAGAUAAAGUGAAACAAUGUGUAGAUCCAAAACUCAAAGGAGAAUAUCCUCCAAAAGGAGUAGCAAAGCUGGCUGCUGUUGCAGCAUUGUGUGUACAGUAUGAGGCAGAGUUCCGUCCAAAUAUGAGCAUCGUUGUGAAGGCCCUUCAGCCACUCUUGAAGUCUUCUGCCCCUGCUCCAGAAAUAUAAUCCUAAAAUACCAUUUAUUGCUUGGUCUGAGGGAAUUUCUACAACCUGUUGCACAGUUUAGUCAUUUGCAGGAGAAUUGCAUCUAGUAUUUAAAAGUUAAUAUUUGUUUUCGUUUUUCUUCCAAUAAGAGAUUGCAAUUGCUGGUUUAAUUCCUUUGGGUUCACUUUGUCGCGGUACUAGAUUGUUACUGAGGUUUUCCAAGUCAUAAUCAAUUACUGAUGAGCCGUGAGAUUGGUUUGCUGUGGUUGUUUCCUUCGGUAUUGACAUUGUUACUGAGAACCGAGAUUUUCUAAGUCAUUAAUCAUUUAUCAACGAGCUGUGAGAGGUGAUAUUUCCUUCUGGAACUCUGAUGUAUAUUUUGUAAAAUUAUUUUGAGUUUAUGGAUCUGGUGAAACUUUGUUUUGAUGAAUCUAUAUUUGUUGGUGUUUUA
This is a messenger RNA of Ipomoea triloba (trilobed morning glory), 1725 nucleotides long. Its product is annotated as PTI1-like tyrosine-protein kinase 3. The record is from RefSeq and is a predicted model, not a curated record. The transcript is spliced from 8 exons. Bases 207 to 1295 code for a protein of 362 amino acids. Gene Ontology annotation, molecular function: ATP binding; protein tyrosine kinase activity. Gene Ontology annotation, biological process: protein phosphorylation. Lineage: Eukaryota; Viridiplantae; Streptophyta; Magnoliopsida; Solanales; Convolvulaceae.